AUGGCGAUCAUCGAACUAGCCCACGUUCAAUUAAAGGAUGGUCUGACUACAUCCGACCCAGUUCUUCUGAAGAAUUUGAAAGCGGUGAAGAGUGUGAUUGAGAAGCACAGCAAACUGCCGACGCAAUUUUUCGAACAAACCGACGACCCGACCAUGCUGUUUAUGGUUGGAGCAUGGCCGAACAAAGAAACGUCCCAACACGGGUUCAACGGAUCCCCUCACCAAGGCGAGAUUCUGGACUUGGUCAAAGAUCAAAUGGGGAUCGAUUGGGUGCAUUACAUGGACAUCGACCAGAACGCAAUUCCCAUUCACGCGCCACUACUAGCAAUCGUCAAGGGAGAAUUCCCCAAACAUGUCAACCGAGCAAUCGCUGAUCAGGAUUUCAAGACGAUAGCACAGGGCUUGGGCGAGACAAGGUAUGCCGCCGUCUCAGCUUGGAACCUGCGGAAAGACAAGCACGAGCCGGAUGUGAAAGUCCAUUUCUCGGGAUGGGAGUCAUUAGACAAGGCGACUGAGGGCCUAGUUGGUCUCAUUGAAAAUCCACAUGACUUCACCGCGGAGCCAACUCUGGUGAAUAUUUUUGUCACCAAGAAGGUUGAAUUAGACUAA
Molecule: messenger RNA, 609 nt
Organism: Exophiala aquamarina CBS 119918
Lineage: Eukaryota; Fungi; Ascomycota; Eurotiomycetes; Chaetothyriales; Herpotrichiellaceae
Exons: 1
Coding region: 1-609 (202 amino acids)
Source: RefSeq, a predicted model, not a curated record